Molecule: messenger RNA, 8326 nt
Organism: Oncorhynchus keta (chum salmon)
Lineage: Eukaryota; Metazoa; Chordata; Actinopteri; Salmoniformes; Salmonidae
Gene: ptch1
Product: patched 1
Exons: 24
Coding region: 411-5051 (1546 amino acids)
Biological process (GO): smoothened signaling pathway
Cellular component (GO): plasma membrane
Molecular function (GO): hedgehog family protein binding; hedgehog receptor activity; smoothened binding
Source: RefSeq, a predicted model, not a curated record
UACCCCUCCUCCUCUGUCUCCAAAUGGAGAGUGGUCUUUUUUCUCAUCUAUUGAAUCUCAGAGUUUGCCGUGUUGCGCGGCCCAAGGGAAGACCACAUAGAACACACAGAAUGCUACGACCAUCGAACGUUCCAAGCGGCAGUUUUGUAGAUGGGAAUCGAUGUUUCCACUUUGCCUUUUAAGAUAAAUAACUUUUUUGAAGAGAAACGGUGAAUGUGCGAAGCGGUGGAGACCUCCGGAUCACGAAAUGUUGGGAUGGAAGGUGCAGACUUUGACUCGCCGUCUCCAACAGGAGUAUGAAGUACUUUACGGGUGUGAGAUCACCGAGAGUGAAACUUUGUUGCCUUGGGACAUUACUACACGCUUUCGGGGAAAUAUUAUAACGUGUAAUAGCGCGAAGUCUCCGCAACAUGGCCUCGGCUGCUAAUGCCUCCUCCGAGCAGGAAAACAGGGACCCCGAUCGGCCGAGGAUAACGCGGAGGAACAGGGGGAACUAUCGCACAACAGCGCCGGAUUUGGAGUAUUUGCAGCGACCAAGUUACUGCGAUGCAGCUUUCGCCUUGGAGCAAAUAUCCGAGGGGAAGGCGACUGGAAGAAAAGCACCGCUGUGGCUGAGAGCGAAGUUUCAGAGACUCUUGUUUAAGUUGGGCUGUUACAUACAAAAGAACUGCGGAAAGUUUUUGGUUGUGGGCCUCUUGAUAUUCGGAGCUUUCGCCGUUGGCUUACGGGCGGCGAAUCUGGAAACCGACGUGGAGAAACUCUGGGUAGAAGUGGGCGGCAGGGUGAAUCAGGAGCUGAAGUACACGCGUCAGAAGAUGGGCGAGGAGGCCAUGUUCAGUCCCCAGCUGAUGAUCCAGACGCCGCGGCAGGAGGGCGCCAACGUGCUCACUGUGGAGGCGCUGCAACAGCACCUGGAUUCAGCUAUCAGGGCCAGCCGAGUGCACGUUUACCUCUUUAACAGACAAUGGAAAUUGGAACAUUUAUGCUACAAAUCAGGAGAACUUGUUACCGAAGCUCAUUUUAUGGACCAGAUUAUUGAGAAGCUGCACCCCUGUCUCAUCAUCACGCCCCUGGACUGUUUCUGGGAGGGAGCCAAGCUCCAGUCUGGAAUGUUCUACCUCCCUGGAAAGCCCCCUCUGCAGUGGACCAACUUUGACCCCAAGGAGUUCCUGACGGAGCUGCGGACUCUGAAGUUCCAGGUGGACAGCUGGGAGGAGAUGCUGGAGAAGGCUGACGUGGGACACGGCUACAUGGACCGACCCUGUCUCAACCCCCAAGACCCCGACUGUCCCCUCACGGCUCCCAACAAGAACACCACCAAGCCCUUUGAUGUGGCUCGCGUCCUGACUGGCGGAUGCCAUGGCCUCUCCAGGAAGUACAUGCACUGGCAGGAAGAGCUGAUCGUAGGGGGGACCACCAAGAACGGCACGGGACCACUACUCAGUGCCCAGGCAUUACAGACCAUGUUCCAGCUGAUGACUCCUAAGCAGAUGUUUGAGCACCUGAAGGGUUAUGAAGAGGUGUCCCAUAUCAACUGGAACCAAGACAAGGCUGCAGCCAUACUGGAGGCCUGGCAGAGGAAAUACUCAGAGGCAGUACAGCAGAGUGUAGCCGUCAACUCGUCUCAGAAGGUGUUGUCGUUUACCACCACCACUCUGGAAGACAUCCUCAAGUCUUUCUCUGAUGUCAGCGUCAUACGAGUGGCCAGCGGCUACCUGCUGAUGUUGGCCUAUGCGUGUCUGACCAUGCUACGUUGGGACUGUGCUAAGUCUCAGGGAGCUGUAGGACUGGCCGGUGUCCUGUUGGUGGCGCUGUCUGUGGCUGCAGGCCUGGGGCUCUGCUCUCUGUUGGGCAUAUCCUUCAACGCUGCCACCACACAGGUGCUACCAUUCCUGGCACUGGGUGUGGGUGUGGAUGAUGUGUUUCUCCUGGCCCACGCGUUCAGUGAGACGGGACAGAACAAGAAGAUCCCCUUUGAGGACCGUACGGGGGAGUGUUUGAAGAGGACAGGAGCAAGUGUAGCUCUCACCUCCAUCAGUAACGUCACUGCCUUUUUCAUGGCAGCCCUCAUCCCAAUACCUGCCCUACGAGCCUUCUCUCUGCAGGCUGCGGUGGUGGUGGUGUUUAACUUUGCCAUGGUACUGCUCAUCUUCCCUGCCAUCCUCAGUAUGGACCUGUAUCGCAGAGAAGACCGGCGCUUUGACAUCUUCUGCUGCUUCUACAGCCCAUGUGCUAACAGGGUGAUCCAGAUCGAGCCCCAGGCUUACCUGGAUGGAGCAGACGGCAGUCACUACAGCCCCCCUCCUACCACCUUCCGCACCCCCCCUCCCUCCUACAGCAGCCAUGGUUUCUCCCAGCAGACUCAGAUCACCAUGCAGUCUACUGUCCAGCUGAGGACAGAGUACGACCCCAGGACUCAGGCCUUCUACACUACGGCCGAACCCAGGUCCCAGAUCUCCGUACAACCGUUUACACCCGCAGCCACCUGCCCCGCCAACAACCCCAACGCCAGUCACGGUGUUCAUGGCAACAACACCCACCAUAGCAACCAUCACAGCCGGAGUGGGAGUAGCAGUAGUCACGGCAACCUGAACAACAACAACGGUGGGCGUGGUUCCGGCUCAGUCCCGUUCCCUCCUCCCCCGUCCUCCUCUGGCGUUCCCCCUGUCUCCCCCCAGGCGGGGGAGGGGGUGUGUGUGUCAGGGGAGAGUGCCAGCUCCACCAGGGAUCUGCUGUCCCAGUUUGGAGAGGCCUCUCUGGGGCUGCGCUGUCUGGAGCCCCCCUGCUCCCGAUGGACCCUGGCCUCCUUCGCAGAGAAACACUACGCCCCCUUCCUACUGCAGCCCACCACCAAGGUGGUGGUCAUCCUGCUGUUCCUGGUCCUGCUGGGGGUCAGUCUGUACGGGACCACACGGGUACGGGACGGGCUGGAGCUGACCGACAUCGUUCCCAGGGAGACCAGCGAGUACGACUUCAUCGGGGCCCAGUUCAAGUUCUUCUCCUUCUACAACAUGUACGUGGUGACCCAGCGGGCGGAGUACUCCCAGGCCCAGCCCCUGCUCUACCAGCUGCACUGUCGCUUCAACACGAUCCACUACGUACUGAGGGAGGACAACGGCCAGCUGCCACUCAUGUGGCUCCACUACUUCAGGGACUGGCUGCAAGGUCUGCAGGCAGCGUUUGAUCAGGACUGGGAGGCGGGUCGGAUCACACAGAGCAGCUACAGGAAUGGUUCAGACGACGGGGUCCUGGCCUACAAACUACUGGUACAGACCGGACGCAGGGACAAGCCCAUCAACUUCAACCAGCUGACGAGGCAGCGCUUGGUGGAUGCGGAUGGCAUCAUCAACCCGGGGGCGUUUUACAUCUACCUGACGGCGUGGGUCAGCAACGACCCGGUGGCGUACGCAGCCUCGCAGGCCAACAUACGGCCACACCCCCCGGAGUGGCUCCACGACCGCACAGACUCCAUGCCCGAGACACGCCUCAGCAUUCCUGCCGCCGAGCCCAUCGAAUACGCACAGUUUCCCUUCUACCUCAACGGGCUCCGCGAGACCCCCCAGUUUGUGGAGGCCAUCGAGUCGGUGCGGGCCAUCUGCAGUAACUACAGCCGCCAGGGCCUGCCCAGCUACCCCAACGGCUACCCCUUCCUCUUCUGGGAGCAGUACAUAGGCCUCAGACACUGGCUGCUGCUCUCCAUCAGCGUGGUGCUAGCCUGCACCUUCCUCGUCUGUGCCCUCUUCCUGCUCAACCCCUGGACCGCCGGUAUCAUCGUCCUGGUCCUCUCUCUGAUGACCGUGGAGCUGUUUGGUAUGAUGGGGCUGAUAGGGAUCAAGCUCAGUGCUGUUCCUGUGGUCAUCCUCAUCGCCUCUGUGGGCAUCGGAGUAGAGUUUACUGUCCAUGUGGCUCUGGCAUUCCUCACAGCGAUAGGGGACCGUAACAGGCGGGCAGUGCUGGCGUUAGAACACAUGUUUGCUCCGGUUUUGGACGGAGCCUUCUCUACUCUACUAGGAGUCCUCAUGCUAGCAGGCUCCGAGUUUGACUUCAUCGUCAGGUAUUUCUUUGCUGUGCUGGCCAUCCUGACAGUUCUGGGGGUGCUGAAUGGUUUGGUCCUUCUUCCUGUGUUGCUGUCCUACUUCGGCCCCUAUCCAGAGGUGACCCCUGUGGAUGGGCAUAGCCAGUUACCCACCCCUUCCCCGGAGCCUCCUGCUCACGUGGUCCGCUUCUCAGUCCGCCCACGCCACACCACCUCCGGCACGGGGACAGGAACGGGCUCUGACUCGUCCGACUCUGAGUACAGCUCCAACACCACGGUAUCAGGCAUCAGCCAGGAGAUGCAGCAGUACGACCUCCCUGCCACUAGGGGCAGAGCUGGGAGAACAGAGGACAUGCAGUACGGCAUCCAGACCAGCAGGGGCAGAGCUGUUAGAACAGAGGAGGUGCGACUAGGAGCAGGGCCAAGAAGGACAGCUAGACAAGGAGACGGAACAGCCUACUCUGUGUCUUCUUCGGUCCUGCCGGAGUCAGGGGCUCACCCUGGUGCAUCCCGUCGCUUCAGCAAAAGGGACCUACAGUCGCUGCCCCCAGCACGCCCGCGCAUGGACGCUUUUGAAACUGCUACUGAGGCCGGAGGCCAUUACAGCUCCGGAGGCCAUUUUGGCUCGGGCGGCCACAGAGAACGCUCCGCGGGGCACAGGACCCGUCCAUCCCACAACCCCCGGCCCAAUCACCACCAACCUCACCACCCUAACCCUAACCCCGCCCCGACUUACUGUCAGCCAAUCACCACGGUAACGGCCUCUGCGUCGGUUACCGUCGCCGUCCACUCUGCCCCUCCCCCCACCCAGAGCCCCACUUCCUCUUACCCAGGACACACUGCAGCAAACAGUUACCACACAGCAGGCGGCGCAGAGCCGGUGCCUGCCUUCCAGGACCCCCAUGUGCCAGUGGAGGUCCAUAUCAGCCGCAGAGGAACCAAGAUGGAGGCCAUGGAGCUCCAGGAUGUGGAGUGUGAGGCAGCUGAGAGCGACAGUGGCAAGAGGGCAAGCUGAGUGGAGGAGAGCAGAAGUACAAUGGCCAAAGAUGGACUCCCUCUCUCACUCAGCGGCCCACAGCGCAGCGACACACAGGACCCAGUGGUGGCUAGCGCCCUUGGUGCUCAAUCUGACUGGAACCCAGUGGAUGUUUGUUUCAGAUAUCUCUAUCCAUAUUUAAAAGAUGUACACUCAUGUAAAUAUGAAAACAAAAAUAGCUAUAAUUUAGGAGCUGUUCAACUCCUUUUUUAACAGACUGGGGACGUCAUUUUGUGUGACGUGUGUGUAUGUGUGUGUGUGUGUGUGUGUGUGUGUGUGUGCGUGUGUGUGUGUGUGUGUGUGUGCGCGUGUGUGUGUGUGUGCGUGUGCGCGUGUGUGUGUGUGUGUGUGUGAAAUCUCUGAUUACUGUUCACUCAUCUGUGGAUCUGUGCCAUGAGGAAAAUUCAUCUGGACAAUACAUUUCAGCAUUCAUUGUUGCUGCUUAAGAUAUUUCGGUAGUGAUGUAUGAUAACUGUGGACUUGAACUUGUAUAAUAAUUCUAUGCAAAUGUUUCUUUUACGUUAUAAAAGAGGUGAGCGAGUGUGCAAAGGUGAUUGCGUGUUUGCGUGCGUGGCUAAAUCAUCAGAUCCAUCUCUCAAGAAAUAGGCUAACGAUCACGUCAUGUGAAGCGUUACACAAUAACUACACAGAGAUUGUGUGUGUACGUGUGUGUGUGUGUGUGUGUGUGUGUGUGUGUGUGUGUGUGUGUGUGUGUGUGUGUGUGUGUGUGUGUGUGUGUGUGUGUGUGUGUGUGUGUGUGUGUGUGUGUGUGUGUGUGUUUGUGUAUAAGGUCCGUUGUUUUUUUUUUUUUUACGAUUAAUUUGCUUAUCACAAACCUGUGGUACUUAUGAAACAAUUACUGUUGAACUCUGACUCACGCUAUGCGUGCUAUUUAAGACGAGCAGAUUAUGAAGAAGAUAUGCAGCUGUGUUGUUUGUGACUGUCCCUGCGUAGUAGCUUCCGCAUCGUCUCUGCUCUGAGCUCGUGUGUUGCUGUCUGGUUGUCUGGGGAUUGUUUUACUGUAAAAGGCCAUGCGUGCCUUGGCUGUCCCUCGGACUCAAUUGCCCAUCUCCCCUUUUCUCUGGUGAUGUCAUAGCUCUCGGCAGCCAUCUUGUAGUAGCAUGAGUGGGCGUGAAAGUAUCACUCCCGUAGCUAAUGCAUAUUACAGUUGGAGUAGAAAAUCCGUGGUAGCCAUUAUGGAGGAUAUUUCUUUCCUUCUUUUUUUCUCGUGAACGUAACUUCUGUUAUUCUAACUGUAAAUAUACAGUUUUCGUCAACAGUUUGGACACACCUCCUCAUUCAAGGAUUUUCUUUAUUUGUACUAUUUUCUACAUUUGAGAUAAAUAGGGAUACAUCCAAACGGUGAAAUAACACAUAUGGAAUCACGUAGUAACUCAAUAAGGGUUAAACAAAUCCAAAUAUAUUUUAUAUUUGAGAUUCUUCAAAGUAGCCACCCUUUGCCCUGAUGACAGCUUUUCACACUCUUGGAAUUCUCUCAACCAGCUUCACCUGGAAUACUUUUCUAACAGUCUUGAAGGAGUUCCUACAUAUACUCAGCACUUGUGGGCUGCUUUUCCUUCACUCUGUGGUCCACGUCAUCCCAAACCAUUUCAAUUGGGUUUAGGUUGGGUGAUUGUGGAGGGCAGGUCAUCUGAUGCAGCACUCCAUCACUCUCCUUGGUCAAAAAGCCCUUACACAGCCUGGAGGUGUGUCGGGUCAUUGUCCUGUUGAAAAGAAAAAUGAUAGUCCCACUAAGCACAAACCAGAUGGGAUGGCGUAGUGCUGCAGAAUGCUGUGGUAGCCGUGCUGGCUGGUUAAGUGUGCCUUGAAUUCUAAAUGAAUCACUGACAGUGUCACCAGCAAAGCACCCCACACACCAUCACACCUCCUCCUCCAUGCUUCAUGGUGGGAACCACAUGUGGAUAUAAUCUGUUCACAUACUCUGCGUCUCACAAAGACAGAGCGGUUAGAACCAAAAAUGUCCAAUUUGAACUCAUCAGACCAAAGGACAGAUUACCAACGGUCUAAUGUCCAUUGCUCAUAUUUCUUGGCCCAAGCCAGUCUCUUCUUUUUAUUGGUGUCCUUUAAUAGAGGUUUCUUUGCAGCAAUUUGACCAUGACGGCCUGAUUCACACAGUCUCCUCUGAACAGUUGAUGUUGAUAUUUGUCUGUUACUUGAACUCUGUGAAGCAUUUAUUUAGGCUGCAAUUUCUGAGGCUGGUAACUUUAACUUAUUAACUUAUUCUCUGCAGCAGAGGUAACUCUGGGUCUUCCUUUCCUGGUUUUUGCGACUGCACUUUAAGAAACUUUCAAAGGUCUUGAAAUUUUACGAAUUGACUGACCGUCAUGUCUUUAAGUAGUGAUGGACUUUUGUUUCUCUUUGUUUAUUGGAGCUGUUCUUCCCGUAAUAUGGACUUGGUCUUUUACCAGAUAGGUCUAUCUUCUGUUUACCACCCCAUACCUUGUCACAACACAACUGAUUGGCUCAAACGCAUUAAGAAGGAAAGAAAUUCCACAAAUUAACUUUUAAUAAGGCACACCUGUUAAUUGAAAUGCAAAGGGUGGCUACUUUGAAGAAUCAAAGAUAUAAAAUACAUUCAGAUUUGUUUAACACUUUUUUGGUUACUACAUGAUUCCAUAUGUGUUAAUUUCAUAGUUAGUUUUGAUGUCUUUCUACAAUGUAGAAAACAGUCAAAAUGAAGAAAAACAUUUGAACGAUUAGGUGUUUCCAAACUUUUGACUGAUACUGUAGAUACUUUCUCUAGUGAUAAGCUACACCUAGGAUACUACCCUACUCAGCCUGACACAUGACUGCAUUACACGUUUCAUUCACAAGAAAGUCUUGCUCUCUCUCCAUCCCCCUCUUUCUUCCUCUUCGUCCAAUAAGCUGCCCGUCCAGAGAGCUAAAGGGUUAAGCACUAUCUGGUCUAACAAUACUUGGUGUGUGUGUGUGUGUGUGUGUCUGUGUGUCUGUCUUCCUCUCUCUCUGUCCUCCUCAGUGACAGCAAAGACAACUGGCCCUAAUUUAGCCCAGCCGUCCCUACUGACCUCACCUCGUAAAAAUCCAAAACAUAACGCCAUGACACUAAUUGGAAGUUCCCCUUCAACCGCCAAAUGGCACAGGCCAGAGCCUCAGGGGUCAGGGUUCACCAAGCCACCCCCUCACGAUCAGCCCGGUGUGUGAGUGUGUCAAUCGCGUCUUGUCUAGCUCCCCCAUACACCACCCACCCUCCCACUCACACACAUAUCCCGACC